UUUGUAGUUCCUUCGGUCCUCGGAGGCGGUGUGCCGGAGGCAGCCCUGUGACAAGAGUCAGGCCCGUCGGCUGAGGCGGCGGCUCUCCCUCAGGCUGUGCGCGAGCGAGCGAGCGCGACCCGACCCUUUUCCUUCUAAAAGGAAAAUAGUUUACGCCCGUUGGGUUUUGGUCUUAAAUCCUCUUCAGGAGUCGGCGGAUCGGAAGUGUUCACGUGGUUGAGGUGAGCGUCUUUUCGGCGUAAGGCGGUUAUGAAAGCCUGGUCCUCCGCAAGAGCAGUGCACACCCUCCGCUGAGCCGGCUACAGCCCCAGCAGCGAUGUCUUAAAAACAGGAAAAUGCUUUAAAAAACCCAAACAUUUAAUAUAUCAGCAAGAUUUCUGAGAGGACAUAUUUCCUGAGACAUGGAAAUGGUUUUAAUUUUAUGAGUAUGAGUGUUUUGCCUGUAUGUAUAUAUGCAUACCAUGUAUAUGCCUGCUGCCUAUGGAAGCCGAAAGAAAAAGGUGGAUCCUCUAGAACUGGAGUUACAGAUAGUUGUGAACUACAAUGUGUAUGCUAGGAACCAAAUCCAGGACUCAGUGACGUUUGAGGAUGUGGCUGUGUACUUUACCAAAGAAGAGUGGAAUUUACUGAAUGGAUUUCAGAGAAACCUCUACAGAGAUGUGAUGUUGGAGAACUAUCAGAACCUGGCCACAGUAGAAGUGAAAAUGGACCUUGAGACAAAAGAGACAGAACUCCAGCUGGAUACUUUUUGGUCUGAUAUAUCAAAUGAGACACAGCUGGCAAGAUUAACAAAGGCAGGAAGUCACAAUGGAGGAGAGCUCUUUGACUCUAAGAAAGUUGGAAAAUUCUCCAGUGAACACCUAUGCCUUCAGACACAUAUGAAUAUUCACAAUACAAAAAAGAUUUCUGAAUAUAAUUGGUAUAGAAAAGACUUAUUUCCUUCAGUCAAGAAAAUCUCUACUGAAGAGAAACUUUCUGUGUUGAUCCAAUGUGAAGAAGCCUUUGCUCUGAUUCGAAGCAUUCCUUACCAGAGGGCAUGCAUUCAGGACAGUUCUUCUGAAUGCAGUGAUUUUGGGAAAGCUUUUGAUAAUCAGUUUCAACUUAAGUUACACAGCAAAGAUCACAGUAAAGAAAAUUUCUAUGAAUGGGAGCAAAGUAAGAAAGCUUUUCCUGAGUCCAGAAAUUGCUCUGCUUUAGAGAAAUGCUAUGAAGAUAAGGAAUGUGGAAAAGUCAUCACUACACAAGCAGGCCUUACCACACAUGUACGGAGUCACAAAAAGCAGAAGUCUUACGAGUGUACAGAGUGUGGGAAAGUGUUUGCUAAAUGUUCAGGACUUAUUGAGCAUGUGAGAAGUCACACAGGAGAGAAGCCUUUUAAAUGUGACCAGUGUGAAAAGGCUUUUGCCUCUUCCUCCUAUCUUACUGCACACCUGAGAACUCACACUGGAGAGAAGCCCUUUGAGUGUACGGUGUGUGGGAAGGCUUUUACACGUUCCUCCUACCUUCGGAUUCACAUGCGAACUCACACUGGAGAGAAGCCCUACAAGUGUAAGGAGUGUGGGAAAAUGUUUGCUGUGCGCUCAUGCCUUAAUACACAUUCACGAACUCACACUGGGGAGAAGCCUUACGAUUGUAAGGAAUGUGAGAAGGCAUUUACUAGCUUUUAUCAACUAACCGAACAUAUGAAAAUUCACACUGGUGAGAAACCCUUUGAAUGUCAAGUGUGUACAAAAUCGUUUAGGAAUUCCUCAUGCCUUAAGAAGCACUUCCAAAUUCACACUGGAAUAAAGCCAUUUCAGUGUAAGGACUGUGGGAAAGCCUUCAGUGGACGGACUAGCUUUACCACACAUGUAUUGACUCAUACUGGGGAGAAGCCAUAUGAGUGUAAGGAGUGUGGGAAGGCGUUCAGAACAUCCUCAGGCCUUAUUGAACACAUAAGAAGUCACACGGGAGAGAAACCCUUUGAAUGCUAUCAAUGUGGAAAGGCCUUUGCCUCUUCCUCGUAUCUAACUGCACACUUGAGAACUCACACUGGAGAGAAGCCCUUUGAGUGUACAGUGUGCGGGAAAGCGUUUACACGUUCCUCUUACCUUUGCAGACAUAUGAAAACUCACACUGGAGAGAAACCCUGCGUGUGUAAGGAUUGUGGGAACACCUUCAGUGGAUGCUCAUGCCUUAGCAGACACAUAAAAAUGCACAGUGGGGAGAAGCUCUACCUGUAUUAGCAAUGUGGGAGAACAGUCAUUAGCUUCUUAACUCAGCAUACUCAUGCUGGUAGGAAGCCUUUUGAAUAUAAGACAUGUACAAAAUCUUUUAGGAUUGCAUGCCUUAAGAUGCACUUCUGAAUUCACACUGUAUUAAAAUCAUAUCAAAGUAAGGAUUGUGGAAAAGCCUUGGUAGCCACACUAGCUUUACUGCGCAUGUACUAACUCACAUUGGGGGAAAAGUCAUAUGAAUGCAGAGGAUGUCAUAAUGCCUUCAUUCCUUCCUCACAUCUUAACACAGGAAAGAAACCCCUUGACCAGUGUGGGAAAGCUGUUUCCUCCUCAUCUCUUAAUGUACAUUUGAGAACUCACACUGGAGAGAAACCCUUUGAGUGUCUAGGAUGUGGCAAAGCGUUUAGGCAUCCUUCCAACUUUUGUAGUCACAUGAGUGUGCACCCUGGAGAACUGCCCAAUGUAUGUAAGAACUCUGGGAAAGCCUUUACUGAGCACUUAGCCCUUAAUAAACACUUAAGAACACAUACUGUAUAGAAACCCUAUGAGGAAUGUAGGGCACGAGCUGAGGCAAAUAGGCAAGAUAACCCUGCCAUCUCUAUUACCUAUGCUAUGCUGUUGGGAAUGGGAGACAGUUACUCCACUAGGGUUCAGCAGGGAUCCCUGGGCCGAAUCAGGAUCAGCCACAGUCGGAGGAGAGUGCACUCCAGAGCCGGAGCGACAUUAGCCGCCGUCCGCGGUCUCUCACGCCCCAGCUCUGGGUCGCGGAGUUCUUUUUCCGUCUCACUGGCCAUCAACCUGGGUGAGGCCUUGGCGGUGCCAAGAAACAAACUCUUCCCACGAAAGUCCUUCAAAACGCCAGAGCAGGAGCCGGAUCUGGUCCGGCAGCCCCAAGCCGGAAGCGGAAGCGCUGUCGGUGUUGCCUUCGGUCUCUUCCGGCGCGGGCUCCAAGAGUUUGCGUUCCGUUGCUCCGCAGAGGCGGUGCGGGGUAGUGGCUUGGGAGAGGCGGGCUUAGCCCUUGGCGGCGGCGUUUCCUCGGUGCCACGGGCGGGCGAGCGCGACCCGGGUUUUCGCUGCGGGUUUAGUUCUCCGUCUUGCGUCCUCAGGAAUUGGCGGAUUCGGCGCGUUCAGGAGUCGGUGACCUUUGAGGAUGUGGCUAUAAACUUCACCCAGGAGGAAUGGACUUUACUGGACACAAAACAAAGGAAGCUUUACAGAGAGGUGAUGCUGGAGAACUACCAGAACCUGGCCACAUUAGAAUGGGCUAUGCGACUUAAGACUGGAGAGACAUUGUUACAGCAGGAUAUUUUUCACUUAAAAAUGUCAAAUGAGAUACACCUGUCAAAUAGCUACAAUGGAAAGGAGCUUUGUGACUUUAAGUCACCUGGAGAAAUCUUCAAAGAACCUUCAUGUAGUCUGACACACAUAGGUAUCCAAAACAGAAGAAACAUUUGUGAUUUUGUUCAGUAUGGACAAGCCUUUCCUACUUGGCCUAAGGAAACCUCUUCUGCAGACAAAAGUCCUGAGUUAAGCCAGUAUGGAAAAGAUACCAGUCUGAUUGCAAGUGCUGUUUAUCAGACAACAUGCACACAAGCCAAUUUCCUCAAAUCUAGUGAAUGUCAACAAGCCUCUGAUAGUCAUUCAUACCUUCAGGCAUCUGGGAGAACUCACAGUGAAGACAAACUCUUUAAAUGGGUACGGAGCGGUGAUGCUUUUAAUCCAGCUAUGAGCCAUGCUGGGAAUGGUCAAAUGCGCACUGAAAAGAGAUUCUGUGAAUGUAAAGAAUGUGGGAAAAGUUUUAAAUACUCUGCCAGCCUUAAUAUUCAUAUGCGUGCUCACACUGGGGAGAAACCUUACCAGUGUAAGGAAUGUGGGAAAGCCUUUUCUAGGUGUUACCCACUAACUCAGCACUUAAAAACUCACACUGAAGAGAAGCCCUUUGAAUGUAAGGUUUGUGGAAAAUGCUUUAGAAAUUCCUCAUGCCUUAAUGAUCACUUUCGGGUUCACACUGGAAUAAAGCCCUAUAAAUGUAAGGACUGUGGCAAAGCCUUCACAGGGCGCUCUGGCCUUAGUAAACAUUUACCAACACACACUGGAGAGAAGCCUUACGAAUGUAAGGAAUGUGGGAAAGCCUUCACGUCAACCUCAGGCCUUAUUAAACAUAUGAAAAGUCACAUGGGGGAGAGACCUUUUGAAUGUGAUCACUGUGGCAAAGCCUUUGCUUCUUCCUCAACCCUUAUUACACAUUUGAGAACACACACUGGAGAGAAGCCCUUUGAGUGUACAGUGUGUGGGAAAGCGUUUACAUGUUCUUCGUAUCUUCGCAUUCAUAUGCGGACUCACACUGGAGAGAAGCCCUAUGCUUGUAAGGAGUGUGGUAGAGCCUUCACUGAGCGCACAAGCCUUACUAAACAUUUGCAAACACACACUGGAGAAAAUCCCUUUGAGUGCAAUGUGUGUGGGAAAGCAUUUGCGUGUUCUUCCUACCUUCAUAAUCACAUACGAACUCACACUGGAGAGAAGCCUUAUACAUGUAAGGAAUGUGGGAAAGCCUUCACUGUUUCUUCACAUCUGAGUAAACAUAUAAGAAUUCACACAGGAGAGAAACCCCAUAAGUGUGAGGAAUGUGGGAAAGCAUUCACUGUGCGCUCUGGUCUUAUAAAACAUAUACGAACUCACACUGGGGAGAAGCCCUAUAAUUGUAAAGAAUGUGACAAAGCCUUCACUACCUCCUCAGGCCUCCUUGAACAUAUAAGAAGUCACACAGGAGAGAAACCAUAUGAAUGUGACCAGUGUGGAAAAGCCUUUGCUUCUUCCUCCUAUCUUAUUGCACAUCUGAGAAUUCACACUGGAGAGAAGCCCUUUGAGUGUACAGUGUGUGAGAAAGCGUUUACAUGUUCCUCCUACCUUCAUAUUCACAUGCGAACACACACGGGAGAGAAACCCUAUGAAUGUAAGGAGUGUGGGAAAGCUUUUGCUGUUUACUCACAUCUAAGUAAACAUGUAAGAAUUCACAGCAGAGAGAAAGCCUAUAAAUGUAGAAGUUAUGGAAUAGCUUUCAGUAGUUCUCAUCUUACAGAACACAUAAAAACCCAGAAGAGACUGCUUUAGGAAGUUCUGUUGCUUUAGCAGUGCAUUCAAAUUCACAGUGGCAAGAAAGUUUAUUAGUGAUUAUAUACUAGUUAACUUCAAAGAUGUGAAAUAACUCAUGUUGCAAAGAUGCCUAAUGGGAAGACAUCAGAAUGCUCAAAAUCCAGUUCACAUAAACUCACUUUGAAGCUGUACAAUGUCAAACAUGGAAAGACUUCACUGUUUCAUGGGCUUUUUGUAAAUAUGGGAGAGAAACUCUUGAUACACAAUGUGGAAAAUUGUAUUUCUGCUUAGUGCUUUGAUUACCUAUAGUACCACAGUGGAGGACUUUGUGAAAGUAAGAAAUGUUGGAAAGUAAUUACAUUAGUUAUCAACAUUCAGUAAACAUGAAGUGAUCCAUGUUUGGGGAAAUAUAUAAAAUAUGGAGAUUGUGUCUAUGUCUUAAGAUCUUGUGUACUAGCAGAAACUUGACUUUCUUGAUAGUUUUAUAAAUUUGUUUUGACUAUUGUUUACAUUUUCAAAACUUGAGGUUUUAAUAUUUGCAUUUAAUGGCUUUGUAAUCUUAAAACUGAUUUAAGAUAUACAAAAUUCUAUGGAAAAUAUGUAUAUGAAACAAUUGUCAGAUUCCUUAAAAUGUGAUACAGUAAUUUGGUUUUGGUAUGAUGAAGCAUUUUUUACUAUCUUAGAAAAUUCAGGUGAAGAACACUUAACUAUAUUCAACUGCACUCUUAAGUUGCUUAUCUUGUAACAGAAAGUUUAUAACCUUUAACAAUAACUCAUAAACAUUAACUCUUAGCACUUGGUAACCACAAUUACAUUUUUUUUAUUUCUGUUUACUAUAUCUCUUCCCUCUUUUAAAGACAUAGUCUCACUAUGUAGUUCUGAGUGUCCUUGAACUCACUGUGAGACCAGCCUGGUCUUGGACUCACAGAGAUGUUCUGUCUCCCAAGUGCUGGGAUUAAAUGAAUACACCACCUUGUCCUGUUAUACUCCAUAUUUAAAUAUGGUAAUAUAUUUUUAAUUUUUGUGUCUGGCUUGUUUUCAUAACAAAAUGUCUUCUAGUUUUAUCCCUGUUGUCUUGCAUGACAGAAUAAAAAAACCAAAAAGGGUAAAUUCUACUUCUUUUUGUUUUUGUUUUUUGUGACAGGGUUACUCUGUGUAACAGCCCUAGCGAUCCUCAUACUAGCUCUGUAGACCAGGCUGGCCUUGAGCUCACAGAUAUCCACCUGCCUCUGCCUCCCAGGUGCUGGGAUUAAAGGCAUGCAUCAUUACUGCCUGGCUGGUAUUCUAAUUUUUAUGCACACUCAAGAUAUUUGUAUAUAUGUGCAUAUGUGAUGUGUGUUUACAUGCAUCUCUGUGUAUGAAUUUGGGCUCUAUAAUGUGUAUGUAGAGGCUAGAGGAGGACCUUGGGUUUCAUCCUUGACUUCCUCCUUAAGACAGAGUAAAUUUCUCAUCUCUCCAGCCCCUAUAGAAGUUUCUUUUCACAAAGGAACCCUUAGGUUGUUUCCAUACUCUAUUGUUGGAAAUAAAUUGAACUGCUACAUUGAACAUAGAUUGCAAAUAACUCUGUAAGCAUUCCUUCAGUGUAUGCCCAUAAUCAGUUUGUUGGAUUAUUUAGUUGGUAUAUUUAUAGUUUUAUGUGGAGCUUUGAUACUGUUUUCCAGAUAGCUCUGUCAGUUUUUAUUCUAUUCAAAAUGACAAUAUAUUAGAUGCCUUUUGUUUCUCUUUAUUGGCUCAAACUUGUAGUAUUAUGAUGAAUAUAAGUUCCAAGCAGAAAUAUAAUUGUUCUUGAUCUUAAAGGAAAAGCUCUGAACUUUUCACUGAGUGUGAUGAUAGUCACUGGCCUGUCAUACAUGUAUAGUCAAUGAUAAAAUAAGGUGCAUUCAUUUCUAUAUUAAAUUUGUUGUAUCACGAAA
This is a messenger RNA of Mesocricetus auratus (golden hamster), 7222 nucleotides long. RefSeq lists its product as uncharacterized. Lineage: Eukaryota; Metazoa; Chordata; Mammalia; Rodentia; Cricetidae. Gene Ontology annotation, molecular function: RNA polymerase II cis-regulatory region sequence-specific DNA binding; DNA-binding transcription factor activity, RNA polymerase II-specific. The record is from RefSeq and is a predicted model, not a curated record. Gene Ontology annotation, biological process: regulation of DNA-templated transcription.